This is a messenger RNA of Fusarium pseudograminearum CS3096, 1863 nucleotides long. RefSeq lists its product as uncharacterized. Lineage: Eukaryota; Fungi; Ascomycota; Sordariomycetes; Hypocreales; Nectriaceae. The record is from RefSeq and is a predicted model, not a curated record. The transcript has 5 exons. The coding region runs from base 1 to 1863 and encodes 620 amino acids.
AUGGCGGACUUGAACAUACUGGACAUAGCCCAACUGGGUGCCAAAUUGUCAAGUUCACUUGACCUACAGACUGAGACAUAUCACGAGGCCAGACAAAGUGGCAUUCCUAACCUCUUGUCCCUUAUCUACUCCACAUCGUCGACACUUCGAAAACUACACGAAUUAUCUCAACAAACCCCGGAUGCCUUUACCGAAGUUUGCAAAAACGACAUCAACGGCCUUGCUAAUGCCUGCCGGGUUCUGUACGAAGGAACUCUUGUCCUACUUGUCCAUCGAGACGAACAACACGAUGAAAAUAAAGAAAUUGGCCGUCUGAGCAUCGAACGAGUCGAAUGUCUUCUUUCCUCUUUGACGAACAAGACCUUUUCGAACUACAAAACCUGGCAAUGGCUAAGCCUUCGUCUCAAAGUUUGUCAACAGGAACUACGAAAAGUCAAAUUCGAGCUCACACUACGCUUUCUUCUUGGGAGUAUCGCUCAGUUUCAAUCAAGUACUACGACGCGUUCUCCCGGGGAUUGGGAGCGUGAACGUUCGAUACGAGUCUCUGCCGAGAGCAUUGCUAAACGACGCGUGGCAUACCACAAGAAGUGUAAAAAGAACCGGGAACGCUGGACAAAUGAAAUUACUUUUUCUUCGACCACAACGCCUAUUGGAGAAGAGAUAGAUUUGACUGCAGCUUUAAGUUCUAUUACUCUAGAGACUUUUUCUGCACAAGUAAAUGUUCCAGUUCCCGACGAGAACAAGACCGAAGAUGUUGGAAAAGACGUCAACUCCAAAGUCAGCAAUGUAUCUGACACUAUCGUCCCAACUCCCGGAGAUACAGAGGAUGAUACCACAACGUCUUCAGAUACGACUUCUUAUCUGGGCACUCCUUCUAAAAACUGGUUCCAACGUCUGUUCUCGCGCACUUCAUGCGAUGAGUGGUGGUAUGAAGACAUUGAAGCGUACACCCUCCACAUCAGACACGGCAAGCAACAUGUAGCGAAGCUGCCGCUGGAAGAAAAGGAAAUCAUAACUACCUUACGCAAGCUGACCACCAAGCAUUUCUGGAACAGACGUCCCAGCCUCAUGGAACAAUACGACUCAUUUGACCAGACCGUCCGUCAGGACAUCGACGAAGCAAUCUCUAUUGCAAAACGAAAGAACAAUCGUGACAUGACUCUUAUCGCCAUGUCGGCUAGAAGAACAGCUUCGUCUGCUGGGAUCGACAACAAGGUUCCCUACACUUCGGAACUAUCUUUCACGCUCUUCUUCAAACUUGGCGAAACUUAUGAGCCCAUUUACGUUGUUGAUAGAGACGACAAGAAGUGGACCAUUCCUUAUACUGCAUGCGAAACCGUACAGAUGUUGAGAGAUCAACUGCCAGCGCACGGUCAGCCUGUCCUGGGUCGGCCUCCAGGACAGGCCUACUGCAAUUAUACUAUUUGCACAGAGAAUAAAACGCCCGUCACGUCCGAGACCUGGGAUUCGGUUCGUCGUCCUGGCAUGAUACUAAGGUUGGAUUACAAGGGAUACUUGCCGCCUAUUCCUCCUCUUCCAAUGCCCGCUCCAAUGCCUGUUCCACCUGUUAUGGUUACGCCACCUGGUUUCCACCCGCCUGGUCUACCUCGUCCACUCUCUAUUUACGAGAUGCCCCAUAUACCAAAUAUGAGAGAUAUCUAUCAAGAGAUGGACGACUUGCUCAAGCUAUCGGACUCCUGGACGCCAGACGAGGAAACGAUAGAACAUGCGGGACUAGGAAAUCUUUUCCGUCUUUGGACGAAUGCCAUUGAUCCUGAGGCUCAGGAAGAAGACAGUGAUUGGUCUGGCAGGAGUUGUUAUUCUGUAGAGGAAUCAUGCGGUUGGACAAACGACUUUUAUUGA